GUGUGUUUAGAUAUUUGUACAAGUAUUACAUAUCUGUGAAAGUAACAUCUAAAUUUUAUGGCGUUAACUCUCUUUCUGUUUCUUAGUUUGUGCAUAACAUAUUGCAGAGUUGACGCAAGAAGCAAAAUUCUAUCCGAUGGGAACAAUAAUUUCACACUAUCAUACAACAUCAUGCAUCAAGUGAUCAAAGAUUUUGAUUGUGUCCAUAUCUACAAGCAACCUGCUUUACAACAUCCGUUACUAAAAAAUCAUAAAAUUCAGCUUCACCCUACUUUUGCAAUGAAUAUCAUGCUCAAUAGACCUUCUAAUGUUAAAACAACACAUGAAUGUCCAGUCGGAAAAGUGCCUAUUUACAACGGGGCAAGAAAACGUCAAAUUAUUACUAAUUCAUCUCCAAAAUUACAAAUUGGUGAUUUUCAGCAGUAUUCACAAAGUUCCUCUAACUAUCAUACUGUUACCCUUGAUACAACCCAAAACAUGAUAUUUCAUGGAGCAAAUGCAAUCAUAGCUGCGUACAAUCUAUCACUUAAAGCAAACCAAUACAGCAUGUCUUCAAUUUGGAUUGCAAGUGGACCACCAACGGAACUUAAUAUCAUACUAACCGGGUUCGGAGUACAUCCUGGUUUAUAUGGAGAUAGCCAACUGCGACUAACUAGUUAUUGGACGGUUGAUGGCAAAAAAACUGGAUGUUACAAUCAACUUUGUCCAGGUUUCGUGCAAGUCAAUCAUGACAAAGAAAAUGCUCUUGGAUCGGUCUUGAGCCCCACUACUCCCAUUGGAUCAACUACAAAAUAUGUUGCUCCUAUCAAAAUCAAACAGGAUCGAUCUACGAGUCAUUGGUGGUUAAUUAUUCAUGAAUCAAUAUAUGUUGGAUAUUGGCCAAAAGAAUUAUUCACCCACUUAAGCAAAGGAGCAGCUUUUAUUAGAUUUGGCGGUCAAACCUAUGCUCCACCUAAUAACGAUAGUCCCCCAAUGGGUAGUGGAAGAUUGCCAAAAGAAAAAUUCCCUAAUUCGGGUUUGAUGGGAGAACUUGAGAUUAUUGAUUCAGGAUAUAAUGAAAUUGAUGUAAAUCCUGAAGAUAUGAAGCCAUAUACUGAUACUAAUUCAAAUUGUUAUGACUUGGCCUACCGAGGUUACCAAGGAUCUUCGUAUAGGCAAGCUUUUCUUUAUGGCGGGCCAGGUGGACGAAAUUGUGGUAUAUAAUUGUAAUGAUAACUUUAUCUAAUAAGAGUGUGAUUCGUCUUUUGACAUUGCAUGUAAUACUAUUUUCUUAGAACGGUUAAAUUAAGGGAGAAUUUGCAGAAA
Medicago truncatula (barrel medic) is the source of this 1305-nucleotide messenger RNA. RefSeq lists its product as uncharacterized. The transcript is spliced from 7 exons. The record is from RefSeq and is a predicted model, not a curated record. The coding region runs from base 58 to 1203 and encodes 381 amino acids. Lineage: Eukaryota; Viridiplantae; Streptophyta; Magnoliopsida; Fabales; Fabaceae.